This is a messenger RNA of Athene cunicularia (burrowing owl), 3848 nucleotides long. RefSeq names its product spermatogenesis associated 5 (gene AFG2A). Gene Ontology annotation, cellular component: cytoplasm. The transcript has 17 exons. The record is from RefSeq and is a predicted model, not a curated record. Bases 1 to 2847 code for a protein of 948 amino acids. Gene Ontology annotation, molecular function: ATP hydrolysis activity; ATP binding. Lineage: Eukaryota; Metazoa; Chordata; Aves; Strigiformes; Strigidae.
AUGGGGACGCGCAGCCAGACGGCGACGCGGCCUUCCUCCCGCCACCGGGCCACCGCGCCUGCGGGAGAGACCAAGGGUCAAACUACCAUCGAUGUGAGAAACGUGACAGCGGUGGCAGCAGAGGAGGCGCCGCCAGCUCGGCAGCAUUUUACGUGGUACGAUUUGGCGUUUACACAUAAACUGAUGGCUUUUAUGUCAGGAUCUGCCCUAAGGCUCUGGGGAAGGGAUCUCCGACGCCUUCCUCCGCCUGCGCCAACACGCUCCACCACACGGCCGCGGCUGUGUGUGGAGGAGGACGACCACCGCCGCCCCCCACCCCGCUGCCCCCCGCCCGGAGAUGACAAAGUUCCAAAAAUGUUGCGAAGAUCCCUCGCCCAGCUGUCGCUGAGCAGCAUGAAGUCUGCAAACAUAUGUAUAGGUCGUCCAGUGUUGCUUACCUCUGCUGAUGGGCGACAGGAGGUCUGUACAGCUUGGCCUACCACAGGCUUUCCAGGCGGGAAAGUUGGGCUGAGUGAAACCACACAGAAGAACCUGAAAGUAAAUCCAGGUGAUGCCAUCACUGUGCAGCCUGUGACUGGUGCUGUCAUCCAGGCAGAGGAAGUCAACGUAAAGUUGGGGGACAAAGAUGCCACCGUUAAUGCUGAGGAAAUGUCUGUUUGUCUACUGAGAAACCUAGAUGGGAAAAUAGUUUUACCAGGAAACCUCUUGGCCUUCACUUUCUAUGGCAAACUUUGUAACAUCAUGGUGAUGAAGGUGAAAGGAACUGAUGGUGCAGAGCUGACUGCCCAGGGCAAUGCCAUUUCCAGUGAUAUGCAUGAGCCAGACCCUGAAAAGUCUGAUUUGGAGACAAGUAUGUUAGAUUUGUCCUUGCAGCUCAGCAAGAUGGACAUUGACACUAGUCCAGAGGUUGCAUCUGUGAGCACACCAAGCAAACUGAUGGAGCCAGGUUCACCAGUUACACCCAGUUCUGCUGUGGCAGCCAGUGGACAAGACUCUGCUCAGGGAGAUAAAACCUACAGCAAGAGAGAUGGUGCAGACCUCACCAAUGGCUUGGAGUUGUCUGGGAAAGGAGGCAGUGAGGGACUCCCACUAACUGGCAAAGCUGGAGCAAUAAGCAACACAGACGCUUUUUAUUUCAUUUCUUCAAGAACUAGAAUCAGUUUUAUUGAAACAAGGCUCAAUAUAGCAGAAGAUGGUGAUUUUGAAUCCCGAGUCACCUAUGACAUGAUAGGAGGUUUAAGCAGCCAGCUCAGAACUAUUAGAGAAACAGUUGAACUGCCCUUGAAGCAAGCCGAACUGUUCAAGAGUUAUGGAAUCUCUCCUCCUAGAGGAGUGCUAUUAUACGGCCCUCCAGGUACUGGGAAGACUAUGAUUGCCAAAGCCAUCGCGAAUGAGGUUGGCGCUCAUGUUACCGUUAUUAAUGGUCCUGAAAUAAUAAGCAAGUUUUAUGGGGAGUCUGAAUCAAGAUUACGUCAGAUAUUUGCUGAAGCUUCUCUGCGUCACCCCUCCAUUAUAUUUAUAGAUGAGUUGGAUGCACUUUGUCCGAAGAGAGAAGGGGCUCAGAAUGAAGUUGAAAAGAGAGUUGUUGCUUCAUUGCUGACAUUAAUGGAUGGCAUUGGCUCAGAAGGCAGUGAAGGGCAGCUGUUGGUACUUGGGGCCACUAAUCGUCCUCAUGCACUGGAUGCAGCACUGCGCAGACCUGGGCGUUUUGAUAAAGAGAUAGAAAUUGGAAUUCCUAAUGCCCAAGACCGCCUGGACAUACUCCAAAAGCUUCUGAAGAAAGUGCCCCAUUCGCUCACAGCAGCAGAGUUGGCGCAACUGGCUGAUAGUGCACACGGUUAUGUGGGUGCAGAUUUAGCAGCCUUGUGCAAGGAAGCAGGUUUAUACGCAUUGCGGAGAGCACUGGGGAAAAGACCCAACCUAUUAGACAACGAGGUGGCUGGGUCAGUGAUGAUUGCUUUCAGUGACUUCCUUCAGGGGAUGAAUGAUGUCAGGCCCAGCGCCAUGAGAGAGGUGGCAGUUGACGUGCCAAAAGUAUCUUGGUCAGACAUAGGAGGUCUAGAAGAUGUCAAGCUGAAAUUGAAGCAGGCAGUUGAAUGGCCCCUCAAACAUCCCGACUCCUUCAUCCGGAUGGGGAUUCAGCCUCCAAAAGGUGUGCUGCUUUAUGGACCUCCUGGGUGCUCAAAAACAAUGAUAGCAAAAGCUUUGGCUCAUGAAAGUGGUCUCAACUUCUUGGCAGUGAAGGGCCCUGAGCUUAUGAAUAAAUAUGUUGGUGAGUCUGAACGAGCAGUGAGAGAGAUCUUCAGAAAAGCCAGAGCAGUGUCUCCUUCAAUUCUUUUCUUUGAUGAAAUAGAUGCCUUGGCAGUUGAAAGGGGAAACUCUUCAGGUGCUGGAAAUGUAGCAGACCGUGUCUUGGCUCAGUUGUUAACGGAAAUGGAUGGGAUAGAACAGCUGAAGGACGUGACAAUUUUGGCAGCUACAAACAGACCGGACAUGAUAGACAAGGCCUUGCUGAGACCGGGACGAAUAGACAGAAUUAUCUAUGUGCCAUUGCCAGAUGCAGCCACUCGUGGGGAGAUCUUCAAACUUCAUUUUCAGUCCAUGCCAGUCAGUGACGAAGUCUGCUUAGCAGAGCUCAUUCAGCACACACAGAAGUACUCAGGAGCAGAGAUAACUGCAGUCUGUAGAGAAGCAGCCCUUCUAGCUCUUCAGGAAGACAUACAUGCCAAAUCUGUCAUGGGACGGCACUUUCGGUAUGCACUGACUGUUGUGACCCCAAGGAUUCCCGAUUCCUUAAUCCAGUUUUAUGCAGAUUAUCAGCAGCAAAGUGGACUGCACGCGCUUUGAAAGGCAAAUUAAUACAUAGCCCCAUUCAUGGUGUGAAUAGCAAAUUUCGUUUGUAAAGCUGUCAAAAGCCAAAGAAUUUUGUAUUGUGAGUGGAGUUUCCAAGUUAACUGAAGUGCAGAAUCAUUGUAAUAAAUGCCCCUGUGGAAGUUUUGAGUGUAACAGAUAUCAUCCAAAACUUUAUGAUUUCAGUGGUAAAAUCUGCAUUUUAGAGAUAGUAAAAUUGCUGGUUUAUCUGAGUGUAUAUCCAUUUAUCAAAAAAACAAUUACAAAAUUCUGAAUUUUUUGUCGAUUCUGGGCCCUAAAGAGAGUAGCAACAGGUGUCAUUACGGUCUGCAUUUGUUCCUGCCUCAACCACAGUUUAAUCCCAGGGACCAUCCUAGUGCGGCACAAACCUGGGGAGUGGCCUCACUACAAAAAAAUGCUGAAAAUUAUUCUGUAUCUUUUGAUUUAUGAUCCCCCAGAAAAGCUGCCAAACAGGCUUGCCGAACAUAUUGCUUUCUGAGAUAAAGCUAAGGUAUCCUGAUUGAUUACAGCGAAACGUUUAUCUUUGGUCUUAAACAACUCCUUUUUACACAUACUGGGAAGUAGGCACCUUAAAAACUGUACAUCCUUUGGCUAACCUGAAACCACUGCCAGGUGUCAGUAAAAGAUUUCUGUUGUUGCUUGUUUGUUUCCAUCAAAAUAAAUAGGAACGUUGAUUGGUAAAUUAAAGCUGGCCACUUAAAGUCCUAAUGAAUCUUAAUGUGUAAGAAAACCUCCUUUCAAAAACUGUUAUAAAUGACCACAAAAUAGUUCAGGGACAGAUAAAAUCUUUUCAGUUUAUUUCUUUGUUACAUCAUCUGUUGAAAUGAUGACAGGUCCUUAUGGACUCUCUGCUCUUGCAGUCAGUAUAAAACACAGUUAAGCAAACUCACUUUCAGCUUUUUUCUCCAUAAUAGAAAGACUUAGCUUUUCUAUUCCGUAUGAAAAAUAGAGGGAAAGCCCAAUACAAACUUUAACAA